GCGUGAGAGAAUUUUGGAUUUUGCAUUUCCCUCUUCUCUUUAAACAAACGUUUCCCCCCAAUUCAUUUAUACGGCCAAAAAAAUUGCCCGCCAAUUUUUUUUAAUCUGUUCUUCUCUUAUCUGGGUCUAAGAUAUAAGGUUCCUUGGUGGAACAGGUUUCCUCAACGAGUUGAGUAAUUGUUAGAUAAUUUUAUUGAACUGGGUGGGUUUAUUUUUAUAUUCCAGGCAGAGGCAGGAUUCAAAGUUCAUUUUUUAACUGACUGGGUGGUAGUUUAAUGGCGUCUCCUGCAAUAAAACCAGGGGCAUUGGUUACUUUACCAGAGCUUCGACCAUCUUCCGAGUUUUUCAAGGAAGGAGCCUCACUAAGGGUAACCGGAAAGCUGCAAGAGUACUCUGUGGAGACGGCCAUAGCUGUUAUUGCUGAUGACAGUGCCACCCUAAAGGUAGAUACCCAGCACUUGAGGGAACUUAGCUUCCGAGUUGGCUCCAUCUUCCAAUUCAUUGGUGAACUCCAUAUUCAACCCAACAGUGAGGCAAUCUUGCAGGCACGUGCUGGUAGGAAUGUUGAUGGUAUUGACCUCAAUCUCUAUCAUCAGGCUUUGCAGCUAGUAAGGCAGUUCCAAGCUGAGCGCGUGAACAGUGCAACUACUUAAUGAAGUUUGAGAUCUCAACAGACUUGCUAAUGAUUUUCAAGGUACUAAAGUAAACCACUAGAACUUAUAUCUGUCAAAAAUAUGGAGAGAAAUUUUCAUUUUUCUGUUUUUCUUAACUGUUAUGCUAUUGAAUUGAAAACAAAGUAUUUCAUCCAAAUUUAUGCUUAGCCUUGCUGUAGCUUUAAUGUUCAAGGCCUUAUAUAUUAAAACUCUUAAGCCA
Theobroma cacao (cacao) is the source of this 873-nucleotide messenger RNA. It is a transcript of the gene MDO1, whose product is annotated as telomere-capping, CST complex subunit. NCBI's taxonomy places the organism in Eukaryota, Viridiplantae, Streptophyta, Magnoliopsida, Malvales, Malvaceae. The record is from RefSeq and is a predicted model, not a curated record. Gene Ontology annotation, cellular component: CST complex. Gene Ontology annotation, molecular function: telomerase inhibitor activity; telomeric repeat DNA binding; single-stranded DNA binding. Gene Ontology annotation, biological process: negative regulation of telomere maintenance via telomerase.